AUGUCAAUCCUACAGAAAACCCAUCUAGGCUGGAUUGUUUCUGGGCCAUUGCCUUUAAUUACAACUAACUCCCUCGUUUCGGUUAAUUCUUUAUCUACCAGUUGCAAUUUAAAUGUCUCCAACAAAAACAUUGAAAAUCAACUCGAAAGGUUCUGGGAACUGGAGAACUGUUCGAGCAAAAUCACAAGGUAUUCCCGCGAAGAGUCCGAAUGCAAAGAACACUUUUGCAAUACCUUUAUGCGUGACGAAACUGGACGCUUUGUUGUGAGUUUACCAUUUAAGCAAGAUGUAUCAAUUCUGGGAGACUCAAAGGAAACUGCCAUUAAACGCUUUUAUGGACUUGAAAAAAUGCUCAAUAAAAACUCCCUAUUGCGCGAGCAAUAUUCCUCUUUUAUGAAAGAAUAUAUCUCCUUGGGUCAUAUGUCUUUAAAAAAUGAAUCGAAUCCCAAUGAAAUUGUUUAUUUUCUUCCGCACCAUUGUGUCUUGAAAGAAACAAGCCAAACGACAAAGUGUCGUGUGGUAUUCGACGCUUCCGCAAAAACCACCCCUGAAGUGGUCUUUAAACGAUAUCCUAAAGGUUGGCCCUACGAUUCAGGAAGAUCUCCUGUCUAUAAUUUUACGUUUUCGAGUACACAACUAUGUAAUAACCAGCGACAUUGA
This is a messenger RNA of Anthonomus grandis grandis, 660 nucleotides long. RefSeq lists its product as uncharacterized. NCBI's taxonomy places the organism in Eukaryota, Metazoa, Arthropoda, Insecta, Coleoptera, Curculionidae. The record is from RefSeq and is a predicted model, not a curated record. The transcript has a single exon. Bases 1 to 660 code for a protein of 219 amino acids.